AUAUCCGACAACACGUGAAGGCAGCAGGUCUUAUUUGUUCUCUCCAGCAGGAGGGCGUUCCGCUGAAGAAGAUACAAAUACAGUGAGGUGAAUUAUGCCGGUGUACGUGUGUGCUACUGGUUCAUAUUUACAUGCUGUCAAAGCUUAAGGUUUUGUCUCAGAGUUUUUUAACACCCGGAUCAGGCCUUCCUUGAUGUUAGCCUUCCUGGUGGUAUCACUGCCGGGGGAAAGGCGACAGAGGAGGCCAGGCUCGAAGACAUGGAGGCUAACCGUCCUUGCAGAGGGAGUGAGCUGUAGGACGUGGUGAUUUCUACAGGGUGUUGCCACUCCUAGAAUGGACCCUGCACACAUUGGAGGGGAUAUGUCACCUUUGUAUGUGCCAAGAAAGAGAAAGUCUGUCCAGUCACAACCUAAAAGUGGAGUGCCAUGUCCAGUUGUUCAGCGAAUGCCAGAAAGAACCUGUGAGUUAAAUCCAGUUGGAUAUCCCAAGAAUGAUGAGUCUGAAGCCCAAGAUGCUCUAAAGAUGAAAAGGACUUAUGGUAGAAAAAGGUAUGAGGACCUCCAGAGUGUUUCCAUAGGAACAGUAGAUUACCCAACCACCAGCUGCUCAGUGAUGUCAUCAGGUGGCCUGGCCAAUGGCGCGGACCCAGGGUCCAUGGCUCCACCCAGUGCAAGGCUGCCUCCAAGACUGGUGGCGAAGGAUGUGUGGCCUCAAGGCCCAGAGGUCAGCAGGGAGCAGCCCCAGCCUCAGGACCAGAGCUGGAACUCCAGCAGGGACAGAGGCCCCGAUGCCUGGGCCCCGGGUAGAGACCGACAACAGGAGCAGGUCUGGAACUCUGGCAGAGACCGAGCGGGACACUCCAGUCAAGACCAGACUUGGAUUGCAGGCAGGGACAGGGCCCAUACCGGACCAGACCAGGCCUGGAUGACGGGCAGGGACCGAGGUCCUGAGCAGGGCUGGGCAGCCGGCAGAGACCGAGGCCAGGAUCAGGCCUGGAACGCAGGCAGGGAUCCAGGAAGAGACCGAGCCUCCUCAGGGCCAGAGCAGGCGUGGGGAACUGGCCGAAGCCAAGACCAAGGCUGGAGUAACACGAGCAGAGACAGAGAGCAUGUCUGGAGACCUGACUUGAACAUGAAGAAAGUCCAGAGAGUGCAGAUGGAGCGAAGCCCACCUGUUAAUAACUUCCCACAGCCACCAGAGGGCAGAGACUCUUGUUCAGAUGCAGCCAGUGUUGGUGAGGCCUCGACGGCCCAACACAGCGAGGACCAGAAACCCCCCGUCCCCUCCACCAAGAAGGAGCCUCCUACCUACCCUCCAGGAAGUCAAGAGGAGCGUUGGCAGCUCCAGAUUGUGGCCAAAGGCCGAGUCACCUGUCCAAAAUGUAAAAGUGUGAGCAGGAAGACUGUGGAGGGGCUGAAGAAACACAUGGAGAACUGCAGACUGCAACCCUUUACCUGUCAACACUGUGGGAAACAGCUGAAGUCUUCAACAGGGAUGAAGUAUCACAUCAUGGCUGACCACAGCCAUCUGCCCUCAGCAGAGGAUGCCAAGGACCUGGAUGAUCGUGUCAUCAAAGACAAACUGCGUAAAAUCCUGAAGAGACUGGGCAAAUUAAAAUGUUCUAAAGAGGGCUGUAGUGCCGCCUUUACCAGCAUCAUGGGCUACGUGUACCACAUGAAGAAGUGUGGGAAGGAGGAGUCUGAGCUGGAAAAGAUGCUGCUGAAUUGCUCUCACUGUGGGAAAACCUACAAGUCCAAGGCUGGUCUGGAGUACCACCUGAAAUCAGAGCAUGCUCCUACGCCCCAGAAGAGUGAGGAAGACGAGGCACUGAAGGCCCAGAGGGAGGCCAACCCAGAGAGGACGGCCAGCGGCAGGGUGCAGCGAGCAUCGGCCCAGGUGGCAAACUUCCACCUGGCUGAGAUUGCCAACAACGAGUUGCCCAAAGACUGGCCCAAGAGGAAGUUUCAGUCAGACCUGGUGCCGGAUGACAAAAAGUUGAAAUACGCCCGACCAGGCCUGCCUGCCUUCAGCCAAGAGGUGCUGAGGAAGUGGAAGAAUGAGGUGAAGCUGCAGAGGAAAGUCCAGUGUCCCAACCAGGGUUGUGGCUGCACCUACACCAGUGUGUCUGGACUGAAAGCUCAUCUGGGACUCUGCACAAGGGGCGACUUUGAGGCUGGAAAAUACAGAUGUCUGAUCUGCAAUAAAGAGUUUAACUCCGAAAGUGGAGUGAAGUACCACAUCAACUCUGUCCAUGCACAGGACUGGUUUGUGACAAACAAAAAGGCCUCCAAGAAGUUUGAGAAGUUCCUGAAAGCCCAGCCCAAGGAGUUUGUCCAUAAUGUGGACAAGCAGAUCGUGGAUCAGUACCACCAUAAUAACCUCCAGCAUCAUCAGCAACAUCACCACCACCACAACCAUCAACAUCAGCAUCAGCUCCAGCACCAACCCCUGCAGCACCCUCUGCAACCAUUGCAUCACCUCCAGCACCAAACCCAGUUCCUCCAUCCAGAGCACCAGAACCUCCCUCCACAGGUGGAAACCCAGCUCCAGCAGCCGAUGCUCCACUACACCCCUUUAGAGCCUCCUCCCGGACCGCUUUGGGUGGAUAUGGACCGGAGAGAACCAGAGCAGGCCCCGAUCGAAAUGGAAAUGGCUGAUGUUGACAAACCUGGAGAGGACAACAGCAGGAUGGUGGAGGAGAAAAGGAGAGAGAAGGGGGAGAAAGGAGGGGAGAGGGGAAAGGCUGAUGGGAAACGGAAGGAUUGCUUUGCUUUUGGUAGUGGUGGUGGUGGCAGCAUCAGUAGCAGCAGUAAUACUGGCAGCUCAUCCAGCGAAUCAGAGGUCGAGCAGCAGGACAGGCAGAGACAGAUUGACCAGUGGAAUCUGAAACGGCCGGGCAUCAUGGAGCCCCACCCUGAUGCUGGAAAGCGACAGAGGAGCACUUAAAAAGACCCUAAAUCCGCAACUAAAAAUGACACUUUCCUUAACACUCGUCAUGCAUCAGAGCUGAUUUUAACAGAGGUAGAAAAAGACACCAUCGAGUGUCCGUCCCUACUUUAUUAGCUGUGGCAAUGUGACAUAGAAGAAAACAAACCUGCAUUCUUCACAACAAACAGGAGAGAAGGCAGCUGAUGACAGAGCUACAACUUGUAACUUUAAACGUUUUGGAAGUUGAGAAAGCUUUUAGAUGAUGAUGGAUACCUUCAAAAGAACCUCACAGCGUCAGCGUGGAUAUGAGACUAUAUACACUUCUGGUUUAGAGGGUAUUUCCCUGUCUUAAAAUGGAUGUCAUUGUAUAGCCUUGAGAAAUGUAGUAUACCGUUUAUCUGUGUGUUUAUCUGUAACAGAUUCUUUUUUUUCCCCAACUUUAAAUGUGUCUUAUUCUUUGAAAACGUUUGAUAAACCUUCUUGUCUUUCAUAUUUACCUUGAAGGGAAAAAGUUACUUUAACCUUAAGAGAGGAUGCUACAGUAUAGUAUUUUGUUAGACUUGUCUAGUCGCUCUCUCUCUGAAAAGAUUUUGUGCCUCUUAAGUAUGAUCUGUAUAACUUCAUACUACUCAUCAUCACUUUUACUUACAACUGAUUGGCCUUUUUCUGAGGCUAAAUAAUGUUGGAUGUGUCAAUCUUCUGGUAAAAAGGAUCAGUUCUCCCUUCCUGUACCAUAUUUUCAUCAGUGAGUUUUUGACUAAAUGACAUUUUUUGAACGUACAUUGACACUGAAUGCAACUUGGUUCAUGGCUGGCAUCAAGUUGCCAUCCUUGAGCCAAGUCUGCUGGCAGCUUGUGGUAACAUGAGAGGAUCUGUUUGCAUCUGUGAAGUGGACCAGUGCAGUUAGAAGAGUUUAAACAGGCAAAUCACAUAGGAAGAGCAAUGAAGCAAAUCCAUAGCCAAAAAAGUUAAAGUCUUUGUUAUUACAUAUUAAAGUAAUAGUUCAACAUUUUGGGAAACGCGCUAACUCACUAGCACUUUCCAAAAGUGAAAUGAGAAGAUCAAUACCAUUCUCGUUGAGUUCAGAACAGUUCAUCCAUACACCCAGUGCUUCUGUGCAGAGCGUCUCCGACUUAUAGCACAGUUACCUGGCAGCCUCACUGUGAAUUCAAGACUCCAGGAAGUCACUGCACCUGGUUGUUUUUUGCCAAGAAAUGGUUACAGCGUGUAACUCCCCCUAAAACCAUGAAUUUUUGUUGCAUUCUAUUUGUGUAGGAAUAAACAAACGAGACACAACCUGUUCGUUUGUGAGCUGUUAGAGGUGUUGAUAGGUGUAUUUUUGAACUUUUAAAAGAGCCAGGCUAGCUGUUUCCCCCUGCUUCCAGUCUUUAUGCUAAACUAAGCUAAUCACCUCCUGGGUACAUCUCUGUACUUAACUCACAGACAUUUUGGGAAAGAAAGCAAAUAAGUGUAUUUUCUAAAAUGUUGGACUAUUCCUUUAAAAGCAACAUCAGCCAGCUCACGUUGGCCUACCUCAUGAUAUUGUACUCUUAAUGCUCUCAGCAGCCACUUUCCAAGAAACAUGAAACAACAAAAUAAGUAAAAUAAAUCAAAAUACUUAAUUUGAUUACUUGCACUUUUAAAUUGACUCCAGCAGUGUGUGAAGCCAAUCUCUGUAGUUUUUGAGAUGUGUUCUGUAGUCUCUUGAAAGUUGUCAAGAUGUGGGAAUCUUUGAAUUGCAGUAAUCGAUGUUUUAUUUUAGUUUGACAAAAAAAAAUCUAAACUCAAGGUCCACUUACUAACUUUUUUUGAAACUCUUAAUGUUCCUCAGCAUAUGAAGUUUGAUCAGUUGUCAUGGCUCGGUUGUAUGAUGACAACUGAGCAGUCACCAGCUGCUGAGGAAUACCGCAAGAUACGUUUGAAAGCUCAAGGAAAAGCCAGUGAGUGAAUCUUUCGUUUUGUCGAACUGCUUUUUCCAUGUUAAGAAUGAACUUUUAUGCUUAAUUUUUUUAAUCGGUUUUAAACCUUGCCCGCUGUACUAUAGUUCCCAAAACAAAGUUUUAUCAGCACGGAAACAAAGUAAGCACAGAAAUAUGAUUGGUUCUUAAUGGCUGAUCACAAAACAACAGCCAAUAAAUGUGACCGUCAACACAUUGGUGAGGAAAUUAAUGGACUGCUGAUGGCUUGUUAGUUAUGUUACAAUGCAGACAGGUGGUCAGAGAGGAUGACUUAUGAUGGCCAAGACACUGACACAGGUGACAGUUAACUCUGAUGAAGGAAAGCUAACACACCAAGCAUUUAACAUGGAGGGUGGGUGUUUUUCUUUUCUGUUCAUUCUUCAAAGACAGACCUGUUUUUAUUCUGUCUCUCAGAAUAUUUAACCGAUAUCAUGUAGCCUAAUGUUUAUGUACUCUGCAUUUUGUAUCUAUUGUGGUGUAUGGUUAUGGAUGGCUGUCAGUCAUUUGUUUGUGAUGUUUUAAUACUAUUUUGUAUAUUUGUUUUUUGCAACUUUUUUGCAUUUAUGAAUGUAUUUGGUUAUUGGUUUCCCCUCUGUCGUGCACUUCUGUUAAGCCAGUUUUCCUCUAAAAAACGACCAUUAAUUUAUCAUUUGUCUUGAUUUGAAACUUUCAAAGAGGAGUACCCUUUAAUCUGUUAAUCUGUCUUUAACAAACUAUGUAAAAAAUAUUCUGCCAAAAAUAUUUACUGUAUCUGUUUCUGUUAAGUGGAAAAGUGCUUUACCCUUCAUGGCCCUCCAUCAGAUGCCUUUUGAAAGAACAGUGUGUUGUUUAAGUUUAAAAUAGAAAACCUCCUAGUACAUGGGAAGUAUUUCAAAAAGCCUGAUGUUAUAUAAUUUACGUUGGGUGCGUGGACCCCUGUGUACUUGCCCGCAAGUCUAGUUUUUGUUUUGUUUUUACUUUAACCUUUCAUUUAACCAGGAUGGACUCUUGAGAUUGCAAACUCUUUUUCAAGAGUCCAAGCGGUGUUACUGUUAGGUUGCAUUUGUCUCUGUGGUGCUAACCUGUUGUUGCAUCAUUUAAUAAGACUUUGUUUCGAAGAAGUUUGAGUGGGUUCAGCCACUGUGGAUAUUGCUGUUCAUGCUAAAUAUUCUUUACUUCUCAGUAAUAAUUAUAACAAGUUAAUUCUUAAGAUCAUUAUUCACCGCCUAGGUCAGUGGUUUCCAACCUUAAUGGCAUGUGAUCCCUUGAAAAGAAGCAUUAUCUACUUGCAACCCAUGCAAGACAUAUGCAACCACUGACAGGUUGCACAUGUCUACAGGUUAUAACCAAGUCUUUAGAGGCCUAAAGAGGUACUAUUACUGUAUCCCGUAAUUCACAAGAAACAAAGCAAAAAUAAAUCUGGUUUUGUGCAGUAGUAUUGUUUGUUAGUUUUCCUGUUGAUUACGGUCUCAAAACAGUACAAUUCAUAAUGGAAAAACUUUCAGGAACUGGCUUCAAGUUUCCUUGCUGUUGAAAUACUUCCCAUGUCCACUUGUGACCAAAUCUUUAUCACCGUGCAUGCACUUUGAACUGUUUGAUGGCACAAAAGACAGCAUUGCUCAGCUUUAAGAGAUUUUACAUGUGCUUCGUAAAGCGGCCCUGGUCCCUGACUAAAUAAUGUUUCAUCCCGUCCAAACCUGCUUUAUCAGUAAAAGAAGUGUCAAUAUUUGAGUGAAAUUUUGCUCAAAAUCAUACCAGUAAUUCAAUAACUGAGCCUUCAUAUGUCAUAGGAUAAACAAUUCAGAGUAAUUUGCACCUUUGUCUUCCUGCUGUUAGUUUAUUUACAGUAGCACAGUUCUGUAAUCCAGAGUGAGUGAAAAUAGAAAGCCUGUAUUGUUAUAAUUUUUGUAUUUUAGUGCCAACAGAGGAGUCCCCUACUGUAGGUAAUAGAACCAAAACAGCUACAUUAUGUAACUGAAUUUUAUCAAUAGUGACCAGUAGGAAGUCCAGAUUUCACAAUAGAGAGGACUAGUGAGUUUUGAAAGCCAGAAAUCUAAAUAAUCAUUGACUGAUUGGUUUUGAUCCACAAACCCAUCACCCCCUGCAGAUCCUGUAUAUCAGGGUCCUUAGUGAACAUGCAAAAUCUUUACAAUCUUUAAAAUCUUUGAGUUGGUCCUGACCUCCUGAAGUAAAGUGAUUUCUUUUGGAAAAGGUUUCAUCUAGUGUCCGAACUAGAUGUGAUGCUGGAAAUGCAAGUGGUGUUAUUAACCGUACAGUGAAGGAGCGCUGAAUUUAAUGAAAAUAAUGAAGAACUGUUCUCAUGUCUUGUGCCCCAAUCAUCACCAUCCAUACAGAAAAUAUACAGUAUAUAUAAUCUAGGCCAGAUUUGAAUAAAGGUUCGGUUAGUAGUCUUCUAUCAUGUGUAAACACAUAAAGAAAGCACUUGUUUUUUAUCAUUUCUAUUUAAGUGAAAAUACUUAUUGUCUCAGCCAACCCUUCAUUAAUCUGUACAUUUAAUAUGUUAUUACUUGUUUUCUAGAAGUUAUGUGCUGCUAUUUCAUAGUACCAGCAGUGAUAUAACCACAGAUAAUUAAAGGUUUAAUUCAUGGUCA
This is a messenger RNA of Siniperca chuatsi (mandarin fish), 7478 nucleotides long. It is a transcript of the gene znf512, whose product is annotated as zinc finger protein 512. The coding region runs from base 335 to 2947 and encodes 870 amino acids. The record is from RefSeq and is a predicted model, not a curated record. The transcript has 16 exons. NCBI's taxonomy places the organism in Eukaryota, Metazoa, Chordata, Actinopteri, Centrarchiformes, Sinipercidae. Gene Ontology annotation, molecular function: zinc ion binding.